CAAAAUGGCGACAUCCAAGUCGUAACUUUCCCUUUGUUAUGUCAUUUCUAAACAGGAACACAAAACACCCCCUUAUUUGAUUAAACAACUUUUCAUUUAUAGUGGUGAAGUAUUCUGAACAUAAUAUGGCUUUGUUUGGAAAUUUGUUUCGUGACGAUGAAUUUGGCUCAGACGAGAUUCCAUCAUCUUCAAAAUCUUCAAUGUCUCAGACUCAACCUCCCCAACAGCGGGGACAGAGUCAGAUGUGCGGGAUUGAAAAUCAGGGAGCCACUUGCUAUCUUAACUCACUCCUUCAAACACUUUUGUAUACACCAGAGUUCAGAGAAGGACUUUUUCUUCUAGGUGAAGAUGAACUUGGAAAAUUAACCAAAAAUGAUGAAACUGCAAAUAAUACGGUUAGAGUAAUACCCAUCCAGCUCCAGCGUCUGUUUGCACGACUGUUGAUAAAGAAUUGCCAGAGUGUUUCUACCAAGGACCUCACCAACAGCUUUGGAUGGACAGACAAUGAGCAAUUCCAGCAGCAUGAUGUUCAGGAGUUAAACCGUAUUUUAUUCAGUGCCAUAGAGAGCUCUCUGGUUGGCACCUCGGGUCAUAGUCUUAUACAGAAACUAUACCAUGGGAAAAUUGUCAAUCAGAUCAGAUGUACUGUAUGUGGAAGAGUCAGUGAAAGACAGGAAGAUUUCCUGGAUGUUCCAGUUACUGUAUCAGGCAGUCUGGGCCUAGAGCAGAGCUUGCACGCCUCGUUUCGGGAUGUUGAAAUGUUGGAUGGUCUUAAUCAGUACCAGUGCUCCAAGUGCAAUAAAUUAGUGGAUGCUGAAAAAGGGGCAAAACUGCGAAGUCUUCCACCAAUCCUAACUGUUUCCCUGCUGCGGUUUAGCUUUGACUAUGUAAAACUAGAAAGAUUCAAGGAGACUCGGAAAUUCACUUUUCCUAAAAUCAUUAACAUGGCACCUUAUUGUGACCAGGUACAAGAAGGGGAUAACCUCAUGUUUGAGCUGUUUUCCGUGGUGAUACACAGUGGAGGGGCAAAUGGAGGACAUUAUCACGUCUACAUCCGUGAUAUUGAUGCCCUAGGAAAUUGGGUCACUCCAGAUGAAGAAGAAAUUGUGGUACCAACAGAUCUGGCUUUUGGGGCAGUGGAUUUUAUUGAGUGUGAUUCGCCCAUAGAACUUUUGCAAUACAUUCUUGCUCAUAAGAAAAACCAAGGUCUUGGGCUUGACAAACUGGGUCAGGAAAUACUGACCAAGACAGGCACAUCAUGGAAUAAACGUUUCAAGAACAAGCAUGGGCCUUUAACAAAGUUUUUAGCCAAGCAUGAUGACAAGUUUAUCUUUGAUCCAGUACACAAACAUGUGUCCUUGAAUGUGUAUGGAAACUCUUCUGCAACGCCAGCUAUCGCACAAAACCCCCACAACAAUGCUGAUAUAGGACAAAAUAAAACAUUAGGACCGACUCUUGCAACAAAUUCUACUGGUCAGGCUAUGAAAACAGGAAAUCAGUUCAACCAAUCAAAUGGGGAAUCGAAAAUUUCUUUCCAGUCAAAAGGCGAAGCAAACAGUUCAAACCAGGAUUCUACUGGUAGUGAUCAGAAGAAAAAAAGUACAAAAAUAUCUUUACAGGAUAAUUCUAGAAACAGAAACAGAACUACAACUACCGUGCCUCCCCCAGAACACAGAACUACAACCACCUCGCCUCACCCAGGAAAAGCAUGGUUUGAUUUCAAUGAUAGUUGGGUCCAUCCGAUCUAUGAAAAGAUGAUCGAGAAACAGUUCUCCGGCAAGGAGAGCGCUUAUAUGCUGUUCUACAGGAAAACCACACUAACAAGGGCAAAUACAGCUCAAGGGAAUAAAUUGUAUGGAAUGUCUGAGCAACUUGUUUCCAUGGUGACUGAGGAGAAUUCACUCCUAGAACAGGAAAGGAAAAAUUAUAACCUAGCAUUAAACCGCCUACACCUACAUGUCCACUACGCCGACUUUUACCAGUUUCGUGAGGGGGCCCUGAAACAACGCGCAGGGGCUGUCACCACUGAGAUAGAUAUUGACCGGCGGGAAACUACAAACAAUCUGUAUAAACAGAUUCUGGAGGUUGGGACAUCAUAUCUGCCAUGUGACAUAUUCAUCGUCAGUACCUACAAGGAGCUGGCUGCAGGCGGCCAUAUAUAUGACAAUGUUGCUGAAAAUCCAGAGAUGCAGCUUCAACUCUACAAUAUCCAUGAUGGAGACAAACUGUUUGUAUGGAAUGGGGAAUCUGUUGAUGAUAGUCCAAUUAUGACCGGUGCUGUGAAUGAACCAAUAUACUUGACUGUGAUAUAUGAUGUUGACCUUCAGUUCAGUCAAGGAUAUUCAAGGUCAUUGACUCUGCAAGAAUUCAAGGUGAUUUUGUGUGAAAGCCUCAGAAACAAGCCAGAAACCCUCAGGCUUAAGCGUGUCAGGGGGAAAGAGUUCCAGGCCAAGUUGGUAGACCUGACUGACACAGACCCUAUGGCAACACUAGCGGAACUUGGCUUCAAAGAUGGGGACCAACUACUGGCUAUGGAUGUUACACAUCAGAGGAAAGGUGUCACUGAAGACAAUGUAACAAGUGCAAUAUACAGCAGCAAAUUUGUGAUUAGAGCAGUCAAGAAAUCUUUGGAACCUUCCCAAGGCUCAUUUGAUUAUCUGUCUGUCCGAGUGGAAGUGGAUAGAACUAUUUCUGUGUCUGAGCUAAAGUUCAUAAUUCUGCAAAAGUUUGAGUGUUUGGAUGGCAAGGAGAGGCGACUGAGAAUUGAACACGACAGCCUGGGAUUACGGCAACCAAUACAUGAGGACCUAAGUGUGUUUGAUGCUGGCAUAAGUCAGGGUAGCACUGUGGUUUUGGAGGAUGGGCCGGUCCCCGGGUCUGAUGAGAUAACAGUAUAUUUCACAAGUGAGAGCAGUGCUUCAGGUCCUGAUCACACAGAGGUGAUUGUGAAACAGAACAUCACAGUUGGUCAGUGUCUCCAGUGUGUACUCUCACAGGCAAAUAUCACAGACCCAGAUUGGCAUCUCCGUAAGACAAACUGGUGUGGGGAAGCAGCAGAGCUUCUGGAUGAUCCAGAUCUCUCAUUGUCAGCGAGUCUUGUCCAUGACGGAGACCUGCUACUUCUGGAGAGGGGGAAGUUGCCACCCAAAGGGUUUAUUUGCUUGCCUGUUUGGCUACAUCCAACCCCAGAAAGUGUGAAGACACAGCGACAGGGUGGCCUCAUGUCUUGGAUGACUUCUUUCUUUGACAGCCAAGAUGCUAGUCGAUCGCAUGAAGUCGCUGUGGACCUAAUACCUCGAUACCUUGGUGAAAUUGAGAUAUCUCAGGAAGCGACCUUGUCUGACCUCAAACAGCAGGUCAUGACCCUUGAUCUGGUCUCAGAGCUGCCAGUGCCUGGGCCAGACUUUAUGAGAUUGAGGGUGAAAGAUAAACAAAGGCUUGGAUUGGUCCUGAGGGAUGGCACUAAGACUUUGAAGAGAUUAAAGCUGACAUCUAACAGCAUCCUUGCCCUCCAAAUAGUUCCUGAAGAAGAGCAGCUCAGUGUCAACCAUAUAGUUUUAGAAGUUAGAAAGCGUAUCCCUGAUACUCAAGACUAUGAGGCCCCAACAGAGCUGAUUUGGGACACCCAAGGUGGGGCCACAGUUCACAGUCUAAGACAGGCCCUGGCGGAGACACUGUUUAUGGAUGCCCAGAAUGUGGUCAUGGCUAAGCACUUUCCUCAGAGACAUGAAUGGAUGGCUAUUAAUAAACAUUCACAGAACAAGAAAAAGAAAAAGACAGGUCAAAUGAAGGACAACCUUCGACUGGCUCCAUACCACAUAGCAGAUGGGGACACUAUAGGAGCUAAGGACAUGCGCUGUGACCCAAAUGACCUUGACCACUUCAUGACAGCUGAGGACUUGGUGGGAAAACUGGAGAUACAGAAACAGGAAGAUGAGAAACGAAAAAUGAGAGAAGAUCGUAAGAAGUUUGCUGCAGAGAUUGGUAUAGGAGAAAGGCCCAAACGACCGGAGGUUGGAAUUAGUAUCAAGGUUGGGAACUUCUCUUGAUGGACUUGUGGUGAUUCAAACCAAAUGGUGCUUGUCUGUGAUUGAAUUUGGACAUUGACACUUGUAUCAAGACUUGCAUUGUAUCGUUCCAGAAUGAUGGCUUCAAACGCCACACAGCGGUUAUUUUCCUUUAUUCAACAGUAAUUACUGCUGUGGCACAUAAAACAUGAUGAUGAUAAAAUCUUUGAUUAUUGUUCUAUUUCAAAGAUAUGAUUUCUUUUUUAAAUAGAAACAUUAAAUAUUUUUAAACAUUUAAACAAAACAAUACUGCAAUGAGAUUAGGUAACAUUAUUUUUUAAAGUGAUUAGCUGAAAUUCAUACAGGGGGGCUGAGAUCUGUUUAUUCUAGCUGAAGGAGGAUAAUUUGUAGGAAAUUGCAAUGGUAUAACAUAGUUGACCAGUUACUUGAGUCAAAACAUUCACUUGAAUUAUUUGUGACAUAGAAGUCCAUAGCUAAAGAAUGCUCUCACAAAAAUAUUGUUUCCUUUGCCCCUUCUAUCCCAUAUUGGGUCUGCUCUACACACCCAGUAACAUAUAGUAUAUUAUGAUAUGGUUUUGUGUGAAAUAAAACAAUACCUUAAAUAAUAUAACAAGUCAAUAUUUACAAAUAUUUAAAAUACCAAUACUUUUUCCAAUCUCUAAAGAUUGCAAUAUAGGUCAUCUGUCCAAUUUCAGCGGAAAUAAAGAGCAAAAUCAUUAUUUAAACUGCAAUAACAGGUAUGUAUGAUGUAUUUUCGGUCAGUUAUUUUUCAUAUUAGUAAUUAUUUUUCAUAUUAGUAAUAAGAAAGCAAAUACCUUUCACAUAAUACCUAAAUUGUAUCGGUCAUGAGGUAUCAAGAGUUAUAUAGGAAUCAUCUUGUCCCUUCUGUCUGGCCUAUCCUGGGACAUCAGGUCAAGUCUACUUUUCUCCAUAACUCACUAUGUUUUUGAUGUACAGUAAAACUCUUUGGCUCGAUAUCCCUUGAAGAAUUUCACACCUUGAUUUGUUUGCUUGGCUCCAUUUUGCUCACCUGAAUUUGCUUGAUCGGUAUCAUAAUAAUGAAAUAAUAAGAAACUGGCUUAAUAGUUUGAGCAAACAUGAUCUUCACUUUAAUUUAUGUCUUUAAUUGGCACAAGUACAAAACGUGAAAAUUAUGUCAUUACAUGUAAAGAUUGCAAUGCAUUUCAAGAAGGCCUUAUUCACAUAAACUAUCGGAAUUAAUGUUUUUUUUAAAUUGAAAAAUUUAUACAAGUAUCAAAUGCUAAGCUUAUGACUUUGUGAUACUCACUGUAUGAAAUAUGCUUGUUUAUUGUUUUGAUAUACAUGUAGAUAUUUAUAAAAAAAAAAGUAUAAUGUAAAUAAAUCACUAAAAUUA
Mya arenaria is the source of this 5403-nucleotide messenger RNA. Its product is annotated as ubiquitin carboxyl-terminal hydrolase 40-like. Gene Ontology annotation, molecular function: cysteine-type deubiquitinase activity; cysteine-type endopeptidase activity. The coding region runs from base 126 to 4049 and encodes 1307 amino acids. The transcript is spliced from 29 exons. The record is from RefSeq and is a predicted model, not a curated record. Gene Ontology annotation, biological process: protein deubiquitination. Gene Ontology annotation, cellular component: cytosol; nucleus. NCBI's taxonomy places the organism in Eukaryota, Metazoa, Mollusca, Bivalvia, Myida, Myidae.